UUAUCGAUCGUUAAAAAAAAUGUUUACUAAAUUAUAACAAUGAAUAUUAUAUGUUGCAUAGUAAUUCUAAUGUUGACUAUUGAUAAAAGUGUCACAAGUAACGAGCAGCUUAUCAGAUAUAAUAUUUCCCAAAGUGAUAAUUCCGUUUACAGUGUAAGUUCGCGGAGAACCAGUAAAUUUCUCUUCGAUACUAUAUUCCGAAUAAGUUCCGGGGUAUCAAAUGCCUUUGGAUUUGAUACAGAUGAUGAAACCGAAUAUGUUGAAAAUAACAAUCUUUCCAACUGUGAUUGUGAUUGCGGAUUUUCGAAUGAAGAAAUAAGAAUUGUUGGAGGAAAACCAACAGGAGUAAAUCAAUACCCAUGGAUGGCUCGAAUAAUAUAUGAUGGAAAAUUUCACUGUGGAGGAUCAUUGCUUACUAAAGAUUAUGUGCUUUCUGCGGCACAUUGUAUCAAAAAGUUGCGCAGAUCCAAAAUUAGAAUCAUUUUUGGAGAUCAUGAUCAAGAAAUAACAUCGGAAUCUCAAGCAAUUCAAAGAGCUGUAACUGCUGUAAUAAAACAUAAGAAUUUUGAUCCGGAUACCUACAACAACGACAUUGCAUUAUUAAGGCUAAGAAAACCUAUAGUAUUUUCUAAAAUUAUUAAACCAAUAUGUCUUCCUCGAUAUAACUACGAUCCUGCAGGUCGAAUUGGGACGGUCGUUGGUUGGGGUCGAACCUCAGAAGGAGGAGAAUUGCCUUCUAUUGUUAAUCAAGUAAAGGUUCCGAUAAUGUCUCUUGGAGAAUGCCGAAAUCAAAAAUAUAAAAGUACACGAAUAACAUCGAGUAUGUUGUGUGCUGGCAGGCCACGCAUGGACUCGUGUCAAGGCGAUAGUGGAGGACCUCUCCUAUUAUCAAAUGGAGUCAAAUAUUUCAUAGUUGGCGUUGUAUCCUGGGGAGUCGGAUGCGGACGCGAGGGUUAUCCUGGUGUUUACACUCGCAUUAGUAAAUUUAUUCCUUGGAUAAAAUCCAAUUUAGAAAAUACUUGUUUGUGUUCUUAGUUAAACGUUGCUAAAAUAAAUUAAAUUAUUAACUUAUUUGAAACUGUCAAAA
Drosophila innubila is the source of this 1087-nucleotide messenger RNA. RefSeq names its product trypsin-1. Gene Ontology annotation, molecular function: serine-type endopeptidase activity. The coding region runs from base 40 to 1035 and encodes 331 amino acids. The transcript has 3 exons. Lineage: Eukaryota; Metazoa; Arthropoda; Insecta; Diptera; Drosophilidae. The record is from RefSeq and is a predicted model, not a curated record. Gene Ontology annotation, biological process: proteolysis.